CCGGUUUUUACUCCUCUUGUGCGCCGGUAGAUCACCACAGCCGUUCGUGUGCGGGACAACGCCGACGAUAUUCAUUUCCAGCACUCUGGUCUAAUGGGAAAACUCUUUGUAAAUGCGUUUUAAGAAUUCUUGCUUGGGAGACGUGCACACUGGCCCUGGCCUUGAGGCUUAUCUGAAAGGAUUCAACUUCACUGGUGAACCUCCUUGGCUGUCCGACAUCUGUUAGUCACAUUAUAAUUCCAUCUCUUCCAUUCAUCUGUUUCUUUUGCAAUCAAAUCUUGAACAAACACCAUGACCUCUUUGACUGGAUCAGACUUUGACUUCGCCUUCCUGGAGGAGGGAUUCUGUGCACGUGAUAUCGUGGAGCAGAAGAUCAACGAGUCAUCACUAUCAGAUGACAAAGAUGCCUUCUAUGUGGCCGACCUGGGUGACGUCCUGAAGAAGCACCUCCGUUGGUUGCGCGUUUUACCCCGUAUCACACCGUUCUAUGCAGUGAAGUGCAAUGACAGCAGGGCUGUCGUCACGACACUGGCGUCUCUGGGAGCCGGAUUCGACUGUGCGAGCAAGACCGAGAUCCAGAUCGUGCAGUCUGUGGGUGUGGAGCCGAGCAGGAUCAUCUACGCCAACCCCUGCAAGCAGGUCUCUCAGAUCAAAUACGCCUCUGCUCAUGGAGUGCAGAUGAUGACGUUUGACAGUGAAGUGGAGCUCAUGAAGGUGGCACGAAGCCAUGAGAAUGCCAAACUGGUUCUCCGUAUCGCCACCGACGACUCCAAGGCGGUGUGCAGGUUAAGUGUGAAGUUUGGCGCCACGUUAAAGAGCAGUCGGCUGUUGCUGGAGAGGGCGAAGGAGCUCGGGCUGGACGUGAUUGGAGUCAGUUUCCAUGUGGGCAGCGGUUGCACUGAUCCUGAGACAUACAGCCAGGCGAUCUCAGAUGCGCGCUAUGUUUUUGACAUGGGGGCGGAACUGGGGUAUGACAUGACCCUGCUUGAUAUUGGAGGAGGCUUUCCAGGCUCCGAUGACGCCAAACUGAAAUUUGAAGAGAUCGCUGCUGUGAUUAACCCUGCACUGGAUAAAUAUUUCCCUGUUGACUGUGGUGUGAGGAUCAUUGCGGAACCUGGCCGCUAUUAUGUAGCGUCUGCUUACACACUGGCUGUCAACAUCAUUGCCAAAAAGGUCAUCAUGAAGGAGCAAUCAGCCUCAGACGAAGAAGAGGAUGGGGCCAAUGACAGAACCCUGAUGUACUACGUGAACGAUGGUGUUUAUGGUUCCUUCAACUGCAUUCUGUAUGACCAUGCGCAUGUCUUGCCAACUCUGCACAAGAAACCCAAGCCUGAUGAGCGCAUGUACCCAUGCAGCAUUUGGGGCCCGACCUGUGAUGGGCUGGACCGCAUUGUGGAGCAGUGCAGCUUGCCUGACAUGCAGAUGGGCGACUGGCUGCUGUUUGAGAACAUGGGUGCCUACACUGUAGCCGCAUCUUCCACCUUCAAUGGCUUCCAGAAACCCGAUAUUCAUUACAUCAUGUCCCGCACAGCCUGGCAACGUAUGCAGCAGAUCCAUGCUCAGGGGAUUCCGCUUGCUGCUGAGGAGCAGUGCGCUGGAAGCGUGCCAUCCCACUGCGGACGCGAGAGCACAUUGGAUGUGCCAGCCAAGCCGUGCCCUACUCAAGUGCUGUGAUGCUCUUCAAUGCAGACUACCAGAGCGAGAGCCAGUUCUCAUUCAGACAGCGGUUUAUCAUAGUUCUCCAGUGAUUUACACCUGAACCCUGUCUUGAGGUCCACCAUUUCCAAAUAUGUGCUGUUGAAUAACAAUAGCUAAAUUUCUAUUCUAAAUGCAGCUGUUUUUCACUUUGUAUGCAUGUUGCAAAUGCUCAAGCCUGAAAGACGCACAGAAAGGCUUCUUUCUUUUAAGUAAUUUUUUUUUAUAUAUACGUAUGUACAUGUAAAUCAUGAGGCCAGAUACUUGACUGGAGGAUAUGAGGGAGGUUUAAUCGUAUGUGUAGUUUUCUGUGUGUUGGAGGAAAGUUUAUUCCUGAACAGACUCCCCCUUUUAUAGAUUAAAAUGGAAGCUCAUGCUACUUUCUUUUGAGGAGUGUUAAGGGAUUGAAAAGUAGCCAUUUCAUGAAAUGUUCUCCCAACAGUCUUUGAAAAAGAGAUCUUCCUCCUCACACAGACUCGUACAGAUUUCUUCCUCCAUGACCAUUUCCAUUUUAUACUUGAUUAGUAAGUUAAUUUUAAUAUUAUUUUUGACCUGAAAUCUGUAUUAUUGACCUGAAAUGUAUGCCACUGAUGCAUUUGAAAUGGAUAUGAAAGAGAUGGGAUUGCUUCUGAAUUGCUUUCCUAUGGAAACUUUUUUUUUUUUUUUUUAAGUUUUGUAUUUUUAUAUAAAUAAAUGUAGCUGUAAAAAUGUUUUGAUUUCCAUUCCAAUAGCACCAUUUUACAACUUGUGAACGUACUAAACUGUGCACAAAGAUUUGCGCAAAUCAAGAAUUUAUAGACCACAAGGUAAAACAACUUUACACUAAACAUGAAUGUAGCACCAUCUAGUGGUGAUGCGUGAUUCUUUUUACCAAAUCUGUUCUUUUGGAUGCAUUUCAAUUAAACCCUCCAAAAAUC
Molecule: messenger RNA, 2612 nt
Organism: Sinocyclocheilus rhinocerous
Lineage: Eukaryota; Metazoa; Chordata; Actinopteri; Cypriniformes; Cyprinidae
Product: ornithine decarboxylase-like
Exons: 11
Coding region: 292-1674 (460 amino acids)
Cellular component (GO): cytoplasm
Molecular function (GO): ornithine decarboxylase activity
Source: RefSeq, a predicted model, not a curated record